This is a messenger RNA of Anneissia japonica, 4217 nucleotides long. Its product is annotated as E3 ubiquitin-protein ligase MARCH5-like. Gene Ontology annotation, molecular function: zinc ion binding. Lineage: Eukaryota; Metazoa; Echinodermata; Crinoidea; Comatulida; Comatulidae. Bases 1 to 918 code for a protein of 305 amino acids. The record is from RefSeq and is a predicted model, not a curated record. The transcript has 4 exons.
AUGGAACCAUGUCAAGAACACAAUCAAGAUAUGUUAUCUAUAUUGUAUAUUACUUCAAAUUUUAGGAGAAGUUGUUGGGUUUGUUUUGCUACUGAUGAAGACGAUUUAACAGCUAAGUGGACUAGACCAUGUCGGUGUAGAGGAACCACUAAGUGGGUGCAUCAAGGCUGUCUCCAGCGAUGGAUAGAUGAGAAACAAAAAGGCAACAGCACAGCAAAAGUCUCUUGUCCACAGUGUAAUACAGAAUAUAUUAUUGUGUAUCCAGGAAUAGGUUCCUUUGUUAGUUUCUUAGAUAUAGUUGAUAAACUUAUUUACAAAGUUUGCCCAUUUGCUGCAGCUGGUGUUGUAGUGGGCUCGGUGUACUGGUCUGCUGUAACUUAUGGCGCUGUUACAAUAAUGCAGGUUUUAGGGCACAAGGAAGGCCUUGACGUAAUGGAGCGUGCAGAUCCGUUAUUUCUCCUCAUUGGACUCCCGACAAUUCCUGUCAUGCUGAUACUCAGUAAAAUGCUCCGAUGGGAAGAUUAUGUGUUGAAAAUUUGGCGCAAGUACUCGCCGAAGCUCCCCAUCUGGAAAUACUUUGGCGGUGGAUGGAAUCAAGCCUGUGACCUGUUGCCAAGAAUACCGGCUGAUACUCAACCAAUGUCCGACCCGUUAUCAGCUACGAGAGUGUUGUGUGGCGCUCUCAUUUUCCCCACAGUAUCAACAAUCACUGGAAAAUUACUAUUUGGCACGUUAAAUUCAAACUUACAAAGAACUAUUUUGGGUGGCAUUGCAUUUGUGACUAUUAAAGGAGCUCUGAAGCUUUUCUUCAAACAACAGCAAUAUUUAAGGCAAGCUCAUCGAGAGAUAAAAGAUUACGAUGGUGAAGAGAGCUCAUCCGCAACAAAAGCACCAGAAGUGUCAGUAGUAGAAGAGUAGAGUGCCUAACUGCAAGCUCAUCUUAUCUCCAAUUCAUGCGAGACAAAAGUGUUACACAUAUGUGGUUGCGAGUUCAGCAUCGUCUUCACACGAGCAAUUUCAAACCUUGCUAGAAAUUGGUACAAUUAAGUAAAGGCCUUGUAAUUGUUUACAAUAUAACUACGCCUAGGGUCUAGUCCUCUUUCUGGGCUAUGAUUAUAUUCAUAAUUUAUCCAAAAGAAAGAUAUAUUUGAAUUUCACUAAUAAUAUUUUACUAUAGUAGCUAUGUUUAACAAAUAAGUUUUUUUAAUAUAUAAGUAGCUUAGCAGACAUUAGGAAGCUUUCGAUUGAGAAUGAAGAACGAGAAUGUAGAAUGAAUUCAUUUAUCCGUGUGCAUUCUAUUUUCUACUGUAAAUCAAUACUGAUUUUUGAUGACCGAUACGUGGAGCAGUGUACUUAAUACAGUACAGUCCUCGAAAACCGUUGCAAACUUCGGGAGAGAAUGUAACGCCCAACAUUAGGACAUGCGCAAAUAAAUUAACAUGACGGUACGUUUUACGUCCUACAUCAUCGAAUGCUCCCUAUUAUAAUAAUAAUAAUAAUAAUAUUUAUUGACAUUACACUUUUACAUCAGUGGCAGCACACAAGAAAGUGGCGCAGUCAAGCUUAAACUAAUGAACAAAGAACAACAACUUAAAGCUAAACAAAUGAAAGAACUUAUGAACAAAGAGUAAAACAACAACUUAAAGCUAAACAAAUGAAUUGAUGAUACCACAGAGAAAGGUAAAUUCCUUGUAGUGUUGUAGACCUCGGCGAUGUCAGUUUUCUUACAUAGAUAUUCCACAAAUUUGCCUUCAAAUAAAUAAAUACGAUAAGACAGAGAUGUAUGUGUUAUGUGUAACAUUUUGCCUUGCUUGAAUUGGGUAUUAAAGGAACAUUCCUACUAAAUUGCAUCAUUGCUGUGUAUAAUUUUCAUUAUUGAAUAGCAAGUCCAAGAAGGUUUCAUUUUCAACAAGUGAGUGCAAAUUGUGGCAUGGACACACGCAAAUGCUCCUUUAAAUUUAAUCUUAUACACAAAUGUAAUUUUAUUUAUAAUACUUUGUUGUAAGAAAUUAUCGUUACUAUACAUAAUCUAAAGUAUAAUUGUAGACCACAAUUAGGAAGAUUUCAGUAAAAGCUCUAUUAGAUUUUUGAAAUUUGUGGUUGAUUUCGUUUCUUAAUAAUUUGAAUAUGUGUAAGAAAAGUAUUGCUAAUUAUUUUAGUGUAAUGUAACUAACAACACAGUGUGUUGAUAAUAUAAAUAUUGAAUUGUAUUAUGAUGAUGUACAUAUUGAUAAAAUGCAUAAUUCAUUAAUAUUUACAUGCAUAUUCAUUGUUUUCAUAGAUUUGUGUGGUAUUUUCAGCAACUUACUGUAGUCCAUUUAAUAUUGAUUGUUGUUAUUGUUGAUUCUUUUAGUUAGAAGUAUUUAGCAUCUUUAAUGUAUAUCUUGUUUACCCUCUGUACAUCAAAUGACCGACAACGGUGAGAUUUACCAUUUGUGGCGCCAUAAAACACUCUUGAAAUUAGUUAUUUGACAGCAAUAACAGUUGUAGGCAAUCAAAAGCGACAUAAACACUUAGGGCAACUACGGUAGUACUUGCACCUAGUCACUUGCAGUUUUGCGUUAUUGCGCGAUAGUGGGUGAAUUUUACAAUAGCAUUACAGGCAACUAGUUGAGUUGAGUGGCAUAAUCUUAGCGUUAGGGAACUUAAUUUCAAUGUAUUAAAAUCCAAGGUGAGAAGGUUUUGAAUGUCAUAUGAAUUAAGUAAACACUAAAUGAUUUGUUAAGCUGUCCACACUAUCAAAAAGCUGUUGUAUGCCCAUAUAUACUCAUGAUGUGUCUGUGUAAGGUGAUGAUGUGAUGUCAUCAUGACCAUAUAUGGACAUGUCACAUGUUUUUGUCUUAUAACAUUUCAUAGUCUAGACAGGGCUUUAGAUUUUGCCAUAAAAAUUCUGUAUAUAUUUUAUAAACGCCAAAAUUAAUUUAGUUUUUUUAAUUUGGAGUUGGAUCACUCUGCUCCUCAGAUCACUCUGGAUAACCCUUUGCAUGAGGGAAAGGGACAAUGUAUCUGUAUGUCGGUACAGGCACUGCACUGCGGUUGUCAUGGAUCCCCAGGUGGCCCAGCCAAAAUGUCAAAUUUCAAAUAUUUGGAAUUGGACAUAAAAAGAAAAAUUUAAUCUUUUUUUAAAUUUUAAUAAGCAAGUAAAUAAAUCUUAUUAUGGUAUGUAAAACCUCAUGUUGUUUUUUUUCCCUCCAACUAUUAUAAUAUAGUAUACUAUCAGAGUUUGACCUUUCAUUGGCCUCUGCCUAAUAUAUACAUGCAUAGACCUAUGUACAUACAGUAUACAAAAACUACAGAAAUGGUGUUUUUUUUGUUUUUGUUUUUGUUUUUUUUUUUACAACCAUAAUAUUCUUGAAAGGUAUACUGUAACUAGUAUGAUUUCGAGGGAUGAUUUGCUGUUUAAUGGAUUUUUGUCAUUUUUAAAAUUCCAUCUGUGCAACUUUUUUGUGUGGUUUAUGUUUUAUUUCACUGUCAACUUUUUGGCCAAUCCUUUCACAGUAAAGUUUUUCUUAUAUUUGCUUUCAUUUAUGAUCGUGUUCUGAUUUAUAAUAUUUUAUCAAAAUAACUGAUAAGAUAUAUUACACAAGAAAAUCUUCUUAGACCAUGUACCCUAUUUUCGGCCGAGCACCACCUGUCUAACAUACCACACUUAUAUUUUGAUCGUUAAUGUUAUUAAUGACAUUUUAAAAUUUCUGUCUAAGUACCUUCAGUAUUAUAAACCGAUCUAUUUACAGUGAUUAUCAUUUUGAAUGGUUAAUUCAAUAAUCGAUCGAUUGAUUGAUUGAUUGAUUGAAUAAUGACAGUUGACUGGACGUUUGCUGUCGAGGGCCGCCAAUAGGAAAAACUGUAACAGAGACAAGGAAUUGGUGUGGGCCCCCAGCUACACGCGUGAAGCGCGGGAAAAUUUGCGUAGAAGGCACAAAAAAAUUAUUUUGAGGGGGCCCUGUCAUAAAUCUGGAGGGGCCCAUUAUUAGAGGACCCAUGCCAUUAUUGAGGGCCCAUGAUAGUAAUUAUUAUUUUUGAAAAAAAUAUGAACAAAAAAAUGCUACCUACAAUUUCUAUUGGGCCCCUGGUAAGCUUGGGCCCCGGGGACCCCCUUCCCCUCUUGGUGCAGUGGCAUAUCUAGUAUCUAGGGGUGCACCCCUCCAAAAAUUACUCGCACCCCCUCCCAAAAAGUCAUGGUCCAAGUAGUAAAAAAUCACAUAAAAUCACCUUAU